Molecule: messenger RNA, 1020 nt
Organism: Mesorhabditis spiculigera
Lineage: Eukaryota; Metazoa; Nematoda; Chromadorea; Rhabditida; Rhabditidae
Source: the annotation of a GenBank genome assembly
AUGCCGGAUAAUUGGACGGAGAGCAAACAGCCUAGAUUUCCGAUCGUUGUCGGGUUGGCCUAUUCGAAAAUUAUCGAGUUGGACGCUGGAAGACAAAUUUUUGGCGUCGCGCUGGAGAUUUAUACGCAAUGGUCGGAUAUUCGAUUAGCUUGGAAGGCAAAAGAUUACGGUGUUUGGAACCCGGCGGACUACGGUGGAAUACAGUACAUUUGGGUAAACCCGGAAGACGUCUGGAUCCCAGAAAACAUAGUCGGAAACGCGAAAGUGCUUGACGAAAUCUACAAUGAAGAUUACCUAUCCCUAAAAUUGUGGUUUAACGGCACGCUGGUCCUGGCGAGGAGUUAUUACGCCGAGUUGAGCUGCCCGAUUGACGUCGGCCAUUUCCCGUUCGAUCGCCAAAAGUGUCAAGUCGUGACGAUGGCCGUGUCGUACGAUCGUAACCAAGUUUUUGCAGCCCCCAUGGUCAACAACGAUUUUGAUGCCACCCAUACGAGUAAUGGCGAAUGGUCCUGUAAAGACAUCGAGAGUGGUAUCGAAGUGUGGGGCGGAUCGAAUUUCAAGUUUGAUGUGGUUACCUUCACCUUCACUUUCCAACGGGUCCCCCAUUUCUAUAUCUACGUGAUCGUGUUACCAUGCUUGAUAUUAACUACCCUCUCAAUUAUUGGCAUGUUUUGGCGGCCGAACGAACAGGAGGAGCAGUUGGCAAAGCUUGGCAUCGGGUUGACCAGUUUGGUGUCGAUGACGGUGCUGAUGGACAUCGUUUCCGGAGCGAUACCAAAGACGAUCAAAUUUCCUUUAUUAGGCCUCUACGUCGUGAUCAGCAUCGCAAUCAUUGCCGUAGCGUGCGUGAUUGUUGUCGUAUUUCCUCGAAACGGGCAGUGUCCUUUUAAAGAUAUGGACAAGACGCAGAGUAUUAGAUUACGAAUGUUCACGUUCUUCUCGUCGCACGUCGUCUGCCACGCCAUUUUUCAAAUCCUAAACGUUGCCAGUUUUGCGGUGUUUAUGUCGUAUUGGAAGUCG